Molecule: messenger RNA, 261 nt
Organism: Necator americanus (New World hookworm)
Lineage: Eukaryota; Metazoa; Nematoda; Chromadorea; Rhabditida; Ancylostomatidae
Exons: 1
Coding region: 1-261 (86 amino acids)
Source: RefSeq, a predicted model, not a curated record
AUGCAAAUUACGGACUUAGCACGAACCGCGCGUAGUCUUUAUUCAAUGACGAUGUGUCAGAUUACUGUCGGUUAUUCGGCCGUCAUUUACAACCACUUAGAUUUGCAUAAGUUUGUUGACAGACAGCCGCCGCUCGUCGUGAAGGAGGAGGAGGAGGACGACGACGAGAAGAAGGAGAGGAAGAAACAUCAGAAGUUGGCUCCAUCUGCACCAGAAGCAAACAAAUUGUUUAGUAGAGUAGAGCGCCUUUUCACUACGUAG